Anisakis simplex (herring worm) is the source of this 222-nucleotide messenger RNA. The record is from the annotation of a GenBank genome assembly. NCBI's taxonomy places the organism in Eukaryota, Metazoa, Nematoda, Chromadorea, Rhabditida, Anisakidae.
AUGCCGAAUGAUGACACCGUGUUUCUGAUGAACGCAUUCAUUUAUAUCCAUGAACAGAACAUUGAUAGUGCACUUCGACUUCUACAUCAGUCGGACAGUUUGGAGUGUCGAGCUGCGACAGUUCAAUGUCUUUUGAAAAUUGAUCGUGUUGAUUUGGCUCUGAAGGAAGUGAAGAAGAUGCAAGAAAUAGACGAGGAUGCUACUGUGACGCAACUUGCUCUU